UGAAGUUCCAGGAGCGCUCGCGCUGACCGCGGUUUGAGGAGAAAUGUCAAUCAUUCAGUCGUUCGUUCCUAACCGCCUGCCGCUAUGACGUCACACGCGUGCUACCUGUCAAUCAUUCCUUCACGGCGAGCGUAAGAUGCGUGAGAAACCGCUGCUGUCCGUCCGCAAUGCUGGAUACCGACGCAGCGUCAGGUGAGGAUAACAACACUCUGUGGGCUUGAACGGUUUAGUAAUCCAGCAAGAAAUAUGGAUAAACGCGACAAGAAAGCGAAAAAGGACUCUUCGAAACGCACAGGGAAGCUGUUCCGGAGGAAAUCGUUUAAACCCGUGGAAAGUUUGGUGAAUAAGAUCUUGAAAAGUUUGGGGAGCUUGGCUAGCGGCGGAGAAACAACCGAGCGGUCGGACGCUGAGGAGGAUGAUGGUGGGUUUGGAAAAAGCGCACCUUGCGCUGGAAACCCGGGACAUGUGAUACAAGAGGACAGCAGCCAGGUGAGGAAAAGUUCCUCCGCGAAAGAGCGACUGUUCUCGCUGUACGGGGAUAAAACGCCAGGCGUGCUGGGUCUGAAGAAUCACGGGAACACCUGCUUCAUGAACGCCGUCGUGCAGUGCUUGAGCAACACGGACCUGCUCGCUGAAUACCUGUGUUUGGAGCGAUAUAAACGGGACCUGUGUCACAGGGCAAUGAACGGGUUUAUAAAGAAUGAGAACGGUCAGCAGGAGAAAGGAGAGGUUACGGAACGGCUCGCGUCUUUGGUCCGAGCGCUCUGGACUUUUCAAUACACUCCUCAACUCUCGGCUGAGUUUAAGAUGACGGUAUCUAAAUAUGGUGCACAGUUCCGGGGGAAUUCCCAGCAUGACGCUCUUGAAUUCCUGCUCUGGCUUCUGGACCGCCUCCAUGAGGACGUCAACUCAUCUUCAGCCCUACCCAAUGGGAAUAACAGAAGCAAAUCAAGAGGCAAGGGCCAAGAAGGAGGUGAUGAAAAGCCCGUCUCUGAUACCCUGACCCCACCACAGACACAGCCUGGUGUACGUCACAGCUUUGUACAAGAGCACUUCCAGGCACAAUAUAAGUCAUCUCUGACAUGCCCACAUUGUCUUAAGCAGAGCAACACGUUUGAUCCUUUUCUGUGCAUUUCCCUCCCCAUACCUCUAAGACAGACAAGACCAGUGUGUGUGACUUUGGUGUUUAGCAGUAAAGGACAGCGGUAUCUGAGAGUGGGGCUCACUGUGCCUCUCUUUGGCUCUUUGGCAUGUCUGCGCCGGAUGGUGGCAGAUGAGGGCAAGAUCUCUCCUGAUCAGGUAAUAUUGACAGAGAUCUACACAACAGGUUUCCAGCGCUCGUUCUUUGAUGGCGAUGACUUGACCAGCAUUGCAGAGAGUGACAUCAUCUAUGCCUUCCAAGCUCCACCCCUUUACAUCAGGGGUGGAUCUGCACGAAUCUCAGGGUUCCACCACAGUCUUCCGUCCUCUCCAUACACCUCGUCUGGGCCGGAGGGUCACAGACUGGCAGCGUCCGGAGCACUGUCCUCGGAGUUCCUGAACCAGGCCGAUGGGAUGGUGAAGAUCUUGCUGUUGGUGUGUAAUGCAGCCGGAGCAGGACAGCAAGCAGUGAGAUUCGGUCCUCCAUUUCUGAUGAGAGAGGACAGGUCAGUGUCGUGGGACCAGCUACAGCAGAGCAUCCUCAGUAAACUCUACUAUCUAAUGAUCAAUGGAUCACAGGCACAUAAUUUCAGGGUGUUGUUCAAGAUUCGUGUUGUUGGGGGAUCUGCAGCUUAUAGCUACCUAAAUGCACAAGACGGACGGCCACUUUAUCACCCUGCAGUGGACAGAGCUCUAAAGCUGUGCGGCUCAGGUGGGCCGCCGCAUGUGAAGCUCAUUGUUGAGUGGGAGCACAGAAUCAAAGACUGCCUGUUUGGUAACAUACAAGAGGAGGUGGUGAAGGACUCGGAAAGUGUUCGUGCUCAACAACAACACCACGUUCAAGAGCACAGCUGCACCCUGGAUGAGUGCUGUGAACUCUACACUAAAGAAGAACAAUUGGCCCCUGACGAUGCAUGGAAGUGUCCUCACUGUAAGCAGCUGCAGCAGGGCAUGGUGCAGAUGAGCUUGUGGACCCUCCCAGACAUCCUCAUCCUUCACCUCAAACGAUUCCGACAGGUGGGAGAGCGCCGUAACAAGCUCUCCACGCUGGUACACUUCCCCCUCACUGGCCUCGAUAUGGGCCGCCACAUGGUCAAGAGGAGCAACUGUGCCCGUCCACCGCCCGGCUGGAAACAACAGGCCCAUCACCAGCCUGAAGCCAGCCGACACACGCUGAACUUCCUGUACGACCUGUACGCCGUGUGUAACCAUCAUGGAGGCAUGCAUGGAGGCCAUUACACAGCAUACUGCAGGAACUCAGUGGACGGUCAGUGGUAUGCCUACGAUGACAGCAGUGUUGAGUCGGUGCCUGAGGGGGAAGUGUGCACACGUGGUGCUUAUAUCCUCUUCUAUCAGAGACGAGAUGCCAUCCCAUCCUGGUCAGCUAGCUGCUCUCUACAAGGUUCCCCCAGCUCCUCUACAUCAGACCACUGGCUCAUCCAACUGAACGCAGACAAACAAAUAUCAAAUUCAAGUAGCAAGCGGUCCAAUUCAUCUUCAGCUCCAGAGCCCCAGACACCACACAUUCCUAUCAUCCAUGAGCCUCAAAAUAAAGACAGUGAUGUAGUUGAGCCGACGCCUUUUGUACGAAGCGUCCGGGGCCACAGUAAGAGUAUGCGCUACCACUCCAAAUCCAAGACGGGCCCAAGCAAAGUUCUUCCACUGCGCUGGUCAUUUGCUUCUAAGGACCGCAGAAAGCCCUCCAGCGUCGCUCCAAAAAUCGGAAAUGACGAGCUGGUGGAGUACCUUGAGUCUGGCCGGCGGCCUCGAUGUACCAAGGAGCCCAUAGUAAGUAUCGUGGCUAGUCCUUCACAGGUCAAAGCCCAGCUUUGCAAGGACGAUUCUCUGAGUUCCCCUAGCUGUAGCAGUAGUGUGGAGCGAAGUAGUUAUCAAGGUCCGGAUUCACCCAGACUGCCCGAAGGCCAGAGCAGACCAGCAUCGGAUCUUAACGGCAUCACAUCCAAAGGCUCAUUGGCCAAAAACAUUUCAAAAAGCAGACAGGAGCACGAAAGGACUCAGGCCAGUAAGUCGCUUCAAAGUUCCCCUACUGUGCUUUUCAACGUUACUAGCAACAGUGCAUCUCAUUCAAGAGACUCCACGUUAAAACGGCUACGAAACCAGGCGGCAACGACUAGCAGGACUCAUCCCAGCCAGACUCAGACGGCCACGGGGGAAAGCAGGAGUAAAGACGGCACCAUCAUCAGCACCGCCAGACUGCAGGAUAAGGAGGUGGGUCACGGGAAGACGCUUUCCAGCAAGAGCUUGACCAAACUGUCUCUAUCCAAUGGGACUCUAAAUGGAAAGGGCAUUGAGGUGAGGAAGACCGGCACCGCUCACAGGGGCACCAGUAAAGUGGUUAACGGCAGAGAAAACCAGGUUUGUUCGAGCACAGCUGAUAUAAAACGCGCCCACAGCUCAUCCAACAUUCAGAGCAGGCUAGAUAUGACUUUGAAAAGGACGCUGUCUCUCCAAAGAAACAGUCCAUUGGUGCCGGCCCCCCAUAAAGGACUUGCGGUAGAUAAAUCCUCCUAUGCAACACUACAGAGAAUCGGAUACAGCAGCACUUCACUUGGCAGACAGAGACCUGUGCCCGAGUCCUGCUUCUGAUGGGUUUUAUCUUCACUGUGGGAAAUAGUGUUUGUAUAUAUGUUUUAUGCAUAUGACAGCAUUUAAAUAGUGCAUACUAUUGCUCUUUUGCAAAACCUAGUGAGCACUGAAAAGCAUUCUAUGCACGUUUCCAACACAAAACC
Molecule: messenger RNA, 3890 nt
Organism: Sinocyclocheilus grahami
Lineage: Eukaryota; Metazoa; Chordata; Actinopteri; Cypriniformes; Cyprinidae
Gene: usp43b
Product: ubiquitin specific peptidase 43b
Exons: 15
Coding region: 247-3747 (1166 amino acids)
Biological process (GO): protein deubiquitination
Molecular function (GO): cysteine-type deubiquitinase activity
Source: RefSeq, a predicted model, not a curated record